Messenger RNA from Rhipicephalus sanguineus (brown dog tick), 715 nucleotides. RefSeq lists its product as uncharacterized. Bases 157 to 681 code for a protein of 174 amino acids. Lineage: Eukaryota; Metazoa; Arthropoda; Arachnida; Ixodida; Ixodidae. The transcript is spliced from 8 exons. The record is from RefSeq and is a predicted model, not a curated record.
CGCACCGAUUGUAAACCGCGCGGGUGCCUACUGAAAGGCUCGGUUUAGGAAAACAAAGCGCCCGCGUAGUGGCGUUGAAAAAUUCAGCGGAGGCGCCAUUUUACGGCGCUCAUAACUUUGCGCAGCUCGGGCAGUUUGCAUUCCGUCACGGUCGCCAUGCACCCGGUCAUCGUAGCAGCUCUCAUCGCCUUUUUUCACAGCGGAUUUGCAGCAUGUACCAACGUCACCUGCACCACCAAUAAAGAGUGCACGGAUGGAAAAAUGUGCGUCACACAUUACAACUACAGCUCCGGAUCAUACUGCAAGACGCAGGGCCACUGCAUUGCUGUCACAGACAAGACGUGUUCCUGUCUUGAAGGCUACACCUGCCGAAAAAAGGACUGCCCAAAGUCACCCUACGAAUGUGUUAUCCUCGACAACCAUGAAACAAGGUGCGGCGGAAAAGACGCCCCCGUGUGCAAGGACGGUGAAGUGUGCGCCUACGUCUUCCAGAACAUCUACUGCUACGAGUGCCCUUGCUACUACUCGCACAAUGUCAUGUGUCUCAAGAUCACCAAGCAACACAGGACGUGCGGGCCGAACUCCAUUGCCGAAGUCAGCGGCCACCGGAAGUACAGUUGCGACGGCUGCAAGUCGGCCACCGCUGUCCUCACUCCACCAACAAUCAGUCCUGGACCCUGACAGCUCCUGCGUCUUCCAUGAGAAGCGAAAGAAA